Molecule: messenger RNA, 1344 nt
Organism: Medioppia subpectinata
Lineage: Eukaryota; Metazoa; Arthropoda; Arachnida; Sarcoptiformes; Oppiidae
Source: the annotation of a GenBank genome assembly
GAAAGACUGGAAUUCUGUUCGGAAUUCGCGGUCACGAGAGCCGCUGUCAACGCUUCCGGACGUCUCGUGGCCUUCGCCCACAAAUUGGGAGCCAUUUAUGUCUUGGAUUUGUCACAAAAGCGGUUCCAGUUGUCGACACGAGUUCACUCUUCGGUCACGUGUUUGGCUUUCGUGGACAGCGAUUGCGAUGACGUCACGUGUGGUUUGGUCGCCACGACCGCCGACGCCAAUCGCAUCCACUUCUUCGAACUGAGUUUCGACUCUCUUUUGAGUUCAUCUCUGGUUUCGAUCGAAUGUUCGCACAAAUCGACAAUAAGUGACGUCUCGUUCGACACGAGAGACCGAAUGAUGACGUCAUCGGCUUAUGACGCGGCAAUCGUUUGGAAUCUCUUGACGUUUCGUUCGAACAAAACAUUAAAUGACAAGAAGUGCCAAAAGUCGCUCUUUUUCGGACCCAAUCUCGCGCUCAGUGUCUAUAGAGAAGCGCUUUUCGUUUGCGAUUCAUUUUGUAAGUCGAAUUUAAUUCUCGUUUUCGAGAGAAAAGCGAAGAAAUGGCAGAAAAAGAAGAGCGAAGAGAAGAGCGUGAAAGACAUUUCGCUCCAAUUGUUGGCCAAAUACCGGCGAUUCCCCGAAAAGUACCGGUUUUUCAUUUACGCGCAAAUAAUGGGAAUUCCGAACAAAGAAUUGCACAAAAAUAUUGAAUCUCUGUCUCGAGAAUUGAUUCCAGAAUUGAGAGAAACUCUGAAAACAUUUCAUUUCAUUUCGGAAACGCAUUUCUCGCGCUUACUCUCAUUGUUGGCGCAAUUAAUUCAUUUCAAACCCCAAAUACUGAACGACUGUUUGAUCGAAAAUUUGGCGCUUUUUUGCUUUCCUUUCGCGAAACAAAUGCCGAAAGAGUUGUCGUUCUUCUUCUGCUUAUCUCUCGUUCACAACAAUUUCCUGUUCGACAGAAAAGUCGAAAAAACCCAAGUUUUGGCUUUAAUUCGAAAACUGCUGGAAAUGCAAAGCAAACAAUUGGCGAAACAUUUCCUCGAACUCAAAGUGGAAAACUCGGACUUUUCCGUCCCUCUCAUGACGUCGUUCUUCUCCGAAGUGUUUCUGCGCUCCGAUUGGUUCAAAAUCUGCGACCAUUGCGUGACAUUCGGUCCGCAAUUCUUCGUCUAUCUUGUGAUCGGCUUUUGUCUCGAAUCGCGAGAAACUCUUCUCAAACUCGAAACUCGCGAACAAAUCAGAACUCAUUGCAGAUCUCAGUCGCAACUGUCGGCCAAUCGGGUGAUCGCUUGCGCCCACUCUCUCGCGCGACAAUAUCUCCCAUUAAAUCCCUAUUCAUUUCAAACCCCUUUC